Molecule: messenger RNA, 1427 nt
Organism: Emys orbicularis (European pond turtle)
Lineage: Eukaryota; Metazoa; Chordata; Testudines; Emydidae
Gene: METAP1
Product: methionyl aminopeptidase 1
Exons: 11
Coding region: 23-1183 (386 amino acids)
Biological process (GO): proteolysis
Cellular component (GO): cytosol
Molecular function (GO): metalloaminopeptidase activity
Source: RefSeq, a predicted model, not a curated record
UCGCUUCUGUGGCAGCAGCAGCAUGGCGGCCGUGGAGACCCGGGUGUGUGAAACGGCUGGGUGCAGCCACGAGGCCAAGCUGCAGUGCCCAACCUGCAUCAAGCUGGGCAUCCAGGGCUCCUACUUCUGCUCCCAGGAAUGUUUUAAGGGAAGCUGGGCCACUCACAAGUUACUACACAAGAAAGCAAAAGAUGAAAAAGCUAAACGUGAAGUUUCAUCUUGGACUGUGGAAGGUGACAUUAACACAGAUCCCUGGGCUGGUUAUCGAUAUACUGGUAAACUCAGGCCACAUUAUCCCCUAAUGCCAACGAGGCCUGUGCCAAGUUAUAUUCAGAGACCAGAUUAUGCUGAUCACCCACUAGGCAUGUCUGAAUCAGAACAGGCACUUAAAGGAACUUCUCAAAUAAAAAUCCUCUCAUCUGAAGAUAUAGAAGGGAUGCGAUUAGUGUGUAGGCUUGCUAGAGAAGUGUUGGAUGUUGCUGCCAUGAUGGUGAAACCAGGCAUAACUACUGAAGAAAUAGAUCAUGCCGUCCAUCUAGCCUGCAUUGCAAGGAACUGCUAUCCUUCCCCGCUGAAUUAUUAUAAUUUCCCUAAGUCAUGCUGUACGUCAGUGAAUGAAGUGAUCUGCCAUGGAAUUCCUGACAGGCGGCCAUUGCAAGAGGGUGAUAUUGUUAAUGUGGAUAUCACUAUAUAUCGCAAUGGUUAUCAUGGGGAUCUGAAUGAGACAUUUUACAUUGGGGAAGUUGAUGAGGGUGCAAGGAAACUAGUUCAGACAACUUAUGAGUGCCUAAUGCAAGCAAUCGAUGCAGUAAAACCUGGUGUUCGAUAUAGAGAGCUGGGAAAUAUUAUUCAGAAACACGCCCAAGCAAAUGGAUUUUCAGUUGUUCGGAGCUACUGUGGGCAUGGGAUCCAUAAGCUUUUCCAUACUGCUCCCAAUGUGCCACAUUAUGCCAAAAAUAAGGCUGUUGGUGUGAUGAAGUCUGGUCAUGUGUUUACAAUUGAACCAAUGAUCUGUGAAGGUGGGUGGCAAGACGAAACCUGGCCUGAUGGCUGGACUGCAGUGACAAGAGAUGGAAAGCGGUCUGCGCAGUUUGAGCACACUCUUCUGAUCACAGAUACUGGCUGUGAAAUCUUAACUCGGCGGUUGGACAGUGUUCGUCCUCACUUCAUGUCCCAGUAUUAGUUUAGACUGAGCUGACAGAUCUGAAUAUCUUUUGUCUCUGUACUAUGCAUUUUAUUAAGAGUACAGAACAGAGGGGGAUUUUAUCAUUUGUUUUGUUCUCAUUGACUGUAGAUAAGAGAGGAAUACAGCAUUUGGUAUAUAUCUUGAAGAACCUGACCCAACAUCUGAAAAAAGGAGAGAAGUAUUUAAAAUAUUUUCUGCUUCCCUCCUACCCACAACACUUGUACUGUAUUUUUUUUAUUUU